UUCAAGCCAGAAAAAGGCCUGCUAUUCUCUAUAAAGAAAAAGACUUGGUCCCAGUCGACUCUCUUUCUGCGCAAACGGUGGAGGAGGUUAGCAGUUUGGUAGACUUGGAAACGAGAUUUUUAAAGGUCGCCUGGUGCAAGAAAAGUUUAAAAAAAAAUAAAAUUUGGGAUGAUGAUGCCGUUUUGAUAGUUUUUGGGAAUCAAUUAUAUGAACUUCGAGCUGUUCCUAGUGGAGAAUUAUUAGAUAAAGGAAGAUUGCAAGCCUCCAUUUUCAAUAAUCCACUUUUUAUCGGAAAUACUUUUUAUACGAAAGAUAAAGAAAUUGAAAUACUUGAAAAACUCGAGAAAGAGGAUUUGCCUUAUGAAAUAAUAAAAUCUAAUGAAAGCUUUACGAAAUCCGUGAAAAAAUUUAACCCCGCUCUCCUUCGAAAACCUGCUUAUACUAGAAGGAAAUCUGGACUUUGUCAAUCACGUUAUUCUCGCGAAACUCCGAAUGCCUUUUUGCUGCCAGCGCCAAGUCAUUCUCAGCAGAAAAAAAAUUUGCAUGAUACAAAUCUCGAUGUUUUCAUUGAUCCUUUUCUCUUUGUAAAUUUAAGGAAACACCAAAUAGACGGAGUAAAAUUUUUAUAUUCUCGAAUGCUUGACGAAGGAGGCGCUAUUUUAGCAGACGAAAUGCACUUUUUAUAUAUAAGGGGUCUUGGAAAAACUCUCCAGUGCAUCACUCUGCUCUGGGUUAUGUUAAAACAAACUCCUUAUUACGGAAUGCCUCCUCUUGCUAGGAAAGUCUUGGUGGUUUGCCCAGCCAGCCUUGUUAAGAAUUGGCAAACUGAAUUCAAUAAGUGGCUUGGGCUGGAGCGGAUCCGGAUUUUUGUAGGGGAGAGUGCAACUAUAAAGGACUUUAUUCACGCACGUAUUUAUGAUGCGGGAAUAUUUAGUUAUGAAACGAUUUUAAGACAUUUCGAAAAAUCUUUAAACCUUCAAAUUGACGUUAUUGUCUGCGAUGAAGGUCAUCGUUUGAAAAACAAAGAAAUUAAGCUUUUUAAAUGCCUCAACCGUUUAAAUACUCGUCGGCGUAUAAUACUAUCCGGAACGCCCAUUCAGAAUAACCUUAAAGAAUUCUAUUGCAUGUGCGACUUUGUUAAUCCCGGCGUGUUUGGGUCGUACCCUGUAUUUCGCAAGCAAUAUGUAGAUCCCAUUGGCCUUAGUAAGCUGGCAGGCUGUACGCCUGAAGAGCGAAAUGAGGGCUUAAAAAAAGAAGCGGAGCUUUUUAGAUAUACAAGUUCUUUUAUGCUGAGACGCAAUAAAGAAGUUAAUAAUGACUAUCUUCCUCCUAAAGAAGAAUAUAUUGUCUUUUGCAAGCCAACUCCUAAACAGUUAUCUUUGUAUCAUCAAUUCCUCAAAGCAGAAAUUUCAACAGCUACUCCUUUAAAACUUAUAACAGUAUUGAAAAAUUUAUGCAAUUCUGUAAAUCUUUGCGCCCUUGCAAAGCCCCGCAAAGAGGAUGCAAGUAGGCUUAAGCCAAUUUUUACCGGUAAAAUUGAAGUUUUACUUCAAUUACUUGAAUACAUUAAGCAAAACACGAAAGAUAAAGUAGUUAUAGUGGCCAACUCUACAAAAUUAUUAGAUGAGCUUCAGAGUAUAUGCGACGAUAAGUGCUACCCGUUUAGCCGACUGGACGGAAAGACACCAGUCUGGAGGCGCCAGCAACAAGUCGCUGUAUUUAAUUUAUCAGCUUCCAAUGAGAAAUUUCUUUUUUUAUUAAGCGCGAAGGCUGGCGGUGCGGGGCUUAAUUUAUACGGUGCCAAUCGCUUAAUUAUGUUUGAUAUUGACUGGAAUCCUGCUAUUGACCAACAAGCAAUGGCGCGAAUAUGGAGAGAUAAGCAACUCUCUAAAGUUUAUAUAUAUCGCCUCCUAACAACGGGAACUAUUGAAGAAAAAAUUUUUCAACGCCAACUUUCCAAAGCUUCACUUGCAGUGAAUUUGAACGACUUUUCAUCGGCAAAAGGGCUUUUCACUUCAGAAGAACUUAAAAAUUUAUUUCAGCUUAACCUUACUACUAACUGCGAAACGCUUGAUCUUAUAAAAUUAAACGCUGAAGAUGAGUUCAGCACUUCUAAGGAUUUCCUGGGGUGGAGCCACUAUAGCAAUGCCGAUAAUAUUGAGGAUACCUGUUUGCAAAAUUGUUUUAAAAAAGGGAAAAUAACUUUUAUUAUUCAUUGUUCCUCGAAAAAUGAAAAAUAAUUAUUAA
Zophobas morio is the source of this 2247-nucleotide messenger RNA. Its product is annotated as DNA repair and recombination protein RAD54B-like. The record is from RefSeq and is a predicted model, not a curated record. NCBI's taxonomy places the organism in Eukaryota, Metazoa, Arthropoda, Insecta, Coleoptera, Tenebrionidae. Gene Ontology annotation, cellular component: nucleus. The transcript is spliced from 29 exons. Gene Ontology annotation, molecular function: ATP-dependent chromatin remodeler activity; DNA translocase activity; ATP binding. Gene Ontology annotation, biological process: double-strand break repair via homologous recombination; reciprocal meiotic recombination. The coding region runs from base 636 to 2240 and encodes 534 amino acids.